CGUAUCUCGGAACGCAGCCAUGAUUUGACGUUUUCAUAGCAAAUUGGUAGGAGAGCGUGAUCGUUGAGUCGUGUAUUAGCAAACAUGGCGCGUGGUAGCAGUGCUGGUUUUGACAGGCAUAUCACGAUCUUUUCACCAGAAGGUCGGCUUUACCAAGUAGAAUACGCCUUCAAAGCCAUCAAUCAAGGUGGCCUGACUUCCGUAGCCGUUAAAGGAGUUGAGACUGCCGUUUUUGCAACACAGAAAAAAGUGCCUGACAAGUUACUUGAUGCUUCUAGUGUCACCCAUGUAUUCCAACUAACUGAGUAUAUUGGUUGUGUUAUGACGGGUAUGAUAGCUGACAGCAAGUCUCAAGUACAACGUGCACGAUAUGAAGCAGCUCAUUUUAAAUAUAAAUAUGGCUAUGAGAUACCUGUAGAUGCUUUGUGCCAGCGUGUUGCUGACAUUAGUCAAGUAUAUACACAAAAUGCAGAAAUGCGACCUCUUGGAUGUUCCAUGAUGCUUAUCGCAUAUGAUAAAGAGAAAGGCCCAUGUAUUUAUAAAGCUGAUCCAGCUGGAUACUUUUGUGGUUAUAGAGCUAUUUCCGUGGGAGCAAAACAAACAGAAGCUAAUUCUUAUCUCGAGAAAAAAUUGAAGAAAAAACAAAAUUAUGAUUACGAUGAGACUAUACAACUAGCCAUUACCUGUCUAUCUACAGUUUUGUCUGUAGAUUUUAAACCAACUGAAAUUGAAGUGGGAGUAGUAUCAAAGGAUAAUCCCAAAUUUCGUAUAUUGACCGAGCAAGAGAUUGAUAAACAUUUAACUGCUAUCGCCGAGAAGGAUUGAUAAUGUUGUACACAAUUCAUAAAAAAUAAACAAUGUCCUGCUUAA
Messenger RNA from Pogonomyrmex barbatus (red harvester ant), 870 nucleotides. Its product is annotated as proteasome subunit alpha type-6. The record is from RefSeq and is a predicted model, not a curated record. Gene Ontology annotation, cellular component: proteasome core complex; proteasome core complex, alpha-subunit complex. Gene Ontology annotation, biological process: ubiquitin-dependent protein catabolic process. Lineage: Eukaryota; Metazoa; Arthropoda; Insecta; Hymenoptera; Formicidae.